GAAACUCGGCGACGACUGGUCCAGCAGAACCAGGGACGGGGAGAAGGAUCAGGCUAGCUCUUCAUUGGUCCCUUCCCUUCAGCGCGGAGGGACCAAUGAAUCCGCCCCUUUCUCCAAGUUCCGUUAGCUCGCGGCCUUGCUCCUCUCCGGGACUGUCGCCCCCAUUGGCUGCAGGCCAUGCCUUCGCCCCGCCCCCCGGUUCUUCCAGCGCGCCAAUUGGCGGCUGCGGGGAACGUGCCAGGGCGAGCGCGCCGUUCCCGCGGAGAAAGCGCGACGCGGGAGGCCGGCGGCCAGCCGGCUGUAUGGCGCGUUGCGAGAGGCUGCGCGGAGCGGCCCUGCGCGACGUGCUGGGCCGGGCGCAGGGGGUCCUGUUCGACUGUGACGGGGUGCUGUGGAACGGCGAGCGCGCCGUGCCGGGCGCCCCGGAGCUGCUGGAGCGGCUGGCGCGGGCCGGCAAGGCGGCUCUGUUUGUGAGCAACAACAGCCGGCGCGCGCGGCCCGAGUUGGCCCUGCGCUUCGCGCGCCUCGGCUUCGGGGGGCUGCGCGCCGAGCAGCUCUUCAGCUCCGCGCUGUGCGCCGCGCGCCUGCUGCGCCAGCGCCUGCCCGGGCCUCCAGACGCGCCGGGCGCCGUGUUCGUGCUGGGCGGCGAGGGGCUGCGCGCCGAGCUGCGCGCCGCGGGGCUGCGCCUGGCUGGGGACCCGGGCGACGACCCGAGCGCGGGGGACGGCGCGGCCCCGCGCGUGCGCGCGGUGCUCGUGGGCUACGACGAGCACUUCUCCUUCGCCAAGCUGAGGGAGGCGUGCGCGCACCUGCGCGACCCCGAGUGCCUGCUCGUGGCCACCGACCGUGACCCAUGGCACCCGCUGAGCGACGGCAGCCGGACCCCUGGCACUGGGAGCCUGGCCGCUGCGGUGGAGACGGCCUCGGGACGCCAGGCCCUGGUGGUGGGCAAGCCCAGCCCCUACAUGUUCGAGUGCAUCACGGAGAACUUCAGCAUCGACCCCGCACGCACGCUUAUGGUGGGUGACCGCCUGGAGACCGACAUCCUUUUUGGUCAUCGCUGCGGCAUGACCACUGUGCUCACACUCACAGGAGUCUCCCGCCUAGAAGAGGCCCAGGCCUACCUAGCGGCCGGCCAGCAUGACCUCGUGCCCCAUUACUAUGUGGAGAGCAUUGCAGACUUGACAGAGGGGUUGGAGGACUGAGCCCACUGCCCCUGCAGCCACAGGCCCACCCCUCCCCACUCCCUGAUCCUGUAGGCGGAGGCAAUGGGUCACGAGCUGUGUUACGCACAACCGGCUCCUUGGCCCAGUUCUGCACCGGGGUGGGGCUGGGACCCGGGGAAGGUUUGAGGGCCCUUGCAACCCCCUCCCAGCAGUGGCUGGGCACUCUUUGCUGCCCCAGAAGCUGGUCCCCUAUGGAUUCAUCUUGGCCCGACCCAGCUAGGUGGCCUUAUUUCUUGCCCUGUCACCUUCCCUCCUUGAAAUCUGGGCCCUGGUGCCCGCUGAAGAUUUCCUCUAUCCCUGAGCAUUUAGUCUUCUCCCCCUUCCCUGGGGCUUCUAGAGCUCUCUCUGCCCCUCAGGUCCUGGCCCUUGGGUCCUUGUCAACCAGAGGUCUAGGGAACCACAACCCUUAUUGUCCUGAGUGGACCAAUCCAAAGGCUAAGUGAUAGUGACUCCUCAAUGUUGGGUCCUGUGGGGUACCAGUUUAGGUUUCUACGUAACUGACCCUUUCAUGUCCUAGAGCCCAAGUGGACCAAUCGGAAGCCUAAGUGACGAUGACCCUCGUGUGUCCUAGGUCCCUGGGGGGACCCGUCCCGACCCCAAGUGAUAGUGGCCCAGUGGUCUUUUAGAUCCUCAGUAGAACAGUCCGGAAGCCUGAGAGACAGUGGCCUCUUGAUAAUCUGGGUCUCAUGGGACCAGCCAGGGGUCCAGGUUUCAGUCAGUAAAUAAGAGUGGUCCACGUCCUAAAGACACCCCUCCUCUACAAAGACUUGUGAUGCUCUGGGGCUUCUGUGGCCAAGCCCCACCCUUUCCUGGUCAUGGUACCCGUACAGUGUUGAUGGCCACAGCUCGAAGGCGGGCUUUCGUGUCCUCCUGUGUGGUCAGUGUUUUCAGUACCACCUCUCUUCCGUGCCCACUCUCGGCUAUUUACUUAUUUAUUUAUUGUGUGCCAGUGAUGGUGGGUGGGGGCUGGGCCUUCCCCGCCACCUCCACCCCUGUUGUGACCUGUCCUUCCGUACUUAAUAAAGUGCGCGUGGGAGUGUU
Messenger RNA from Symphalangus syndactylus (siamang), 2267 nucleotides. RefSeq names its product pyridoxal phosphatase (gene PDXP). Gene Ontology annotation, cellular component: cytoplasm; cytosol. Gene Ontology annotation, molecular function: pyridoxal phosphatase activity. The record is from RefSeq and is a predicted model, not a curated record. NCBI's taxonomy places the organism in Eukaryota, Metazoa, Chordata, Mammalia, Primates, Hylobatidae.